CACCGGCGGGGAGAGGAAGGAGGCUGAGGCUGCGGAUGAAGACAAUGAUAACAUUUUAAACAACACACGCAGGAGCUGGAUUACAACUUCACACCGUGCAUGAGGAGCGUCACUCUGCUGCAGACCGCCACAGCCUGAAGCCUUCCUGCCAAAUCCGGGACCAUGUCUGGAGUGUUCGAGGAGCCCGGCAGCCAGGAGGAGACCACAGACAGCUUCUGGGAGGUUGGAAACUACAAGCGCACAGUGAAGCGGAUCGACGAUGGUCACCGGCUCUGCAACGACGUGAUGAGCUGCAUCCAGGAGCGGGCCAAGAUCGAGAAGGCCUACGCUCAGCAGCUGACCGACUGGUCCAAGAGAUGGAGACAGCUGGUGGACAAAGGACCUCAGUACGGCACGGUGGAGCGCGCCUGGAUGGCGGUGAUGACGGAGGCCGAGAAGGUGAGCGAGCUCCACCAGGACGUGAAGAACCAACUGAUCAACGAGGACUUUGAGAAGGUGAAGAACUGGCAGAAAGACUCGUACCACAAGCAGAUGAUGGGAGGAUUCAAGGAAACCAAAGAGGCAGACGAGGGCUUCAAGAAGGCUCAGAAGCCCUGGGCCAAGAAGCUGAAAGAGCUGGAGGCUUCCAAGAAGACGUACCACAUGGCCUGUAAAGAGGAGAAGCUGGCCUCCACCAGAGAGGCCAACAGUAAGGGCGAGGCCUCGGUCGCAGCCGACCAGCAGAAGAAGCUCCAAGAGAAACUGGACAAGUGCAAACAGGAUUCACAGAAGGCGAAGGAGAAGUACGAGAAGUCUCUGGACGAGCUGAAUAAGAGCACCCCUCAGUACAUGGAGAACAUGGAGCAGGUGUUCAACCAGUGUCAGCAGUUUGAGGAGAAGAGGCUGAGCUUCCUCCGAGAGGUGCUGCUGGACGUCAAGCGCCAUCUCAACCUCACAGAGAACCAAAGUUAUGCUACAGUUUACAGAGACCUUGAACGCACCAUCACGUCAGCCAGCGCGGAGGACGAUCUGAAGCUGUUCAGCAACAUCCACGGCCCCGAGAUGCACAUGAACUGGCCCCAGUUUGAGGAAUACAACCCGGAGCUUUCCCACAGCAUCUCGAAGAAGGAGAAGUCAAAGAAAGGCAGCGAUGGCAUCAUGCUGACCAACGUCUCAUCAUCAGUGGACCAAGUUCAGGCUGGAGACAGCGGAAGUGUCAGCAGCUACGAGAAGAACCAGGCGUUAAUGGCGUCCACCGAGUGGUCGGACGAGGACCAGAUGGCCCCGGACUCGGGCAACGACACCAACGGGGCGGUGAACCCCUUCGAGGAGGACGCGGUGCCGGGCGUGAGAGUGAAGGCGCUGUACGACUACGACGGACAGGAGCAGGACGAGCUCAGCUUCAGAGCAGGUGACGAGCUGAUCAAGCUGGAGGACGAGGACGAGCAGGGCUGGUGUAAAGGACGUCUGGACACCGGCAAGCUGGGUCUCUACCCGGCCAAUUACGUGGAGCCGAUCUAACCCGCUCCAGCUGAGGACACUUGUCUCGUCGGAAGGGGACAAACCCAGACUGAACCGUCCGGUCGUGAACGCACAUUGCCAGAGAGACUUUUCAAAGCAAAGCUUCCCCCGGGCUCUCGGGGCUCAGUCGCCAUCGCAGCGCUCAUCACAGACGAGACUGAAACCGAAUCUCCCACAGACUCCGCAACCCAAACAAAAACACCCGAGUUUCUUUUUGUGUGUCGCUGUGUGUGAUUUCGGCUUUGAUGCUAACAUGCCAUACAGUUCGUCCUCUCAUCUUAUUGAUAUGGUAUCGUCACUGGUGCCUGGACAGCGGGAAUGAGCCAUGCAUUGUGCAUUUCAUGUAUAUAUUCUAAUCUCUCUUUUUUUUUUUUUUUUACAGUCUGGAUACUUGUACAGUUUUUCUUCCUUUGUUGAAUAUUUACAUGUUUAGCUUCAUGGGAAUAGUUUGACAAUUUCGGGGGGAAUGUGCUAAUUUACUGUUUAAGACGAGAAGAUCGACACCACUCUCGUGAUAAAUAUCAAAUCAGUUUCCGUAGAACAGUGUCCUUACUUUGAACAUGUGCUUUUCAUUUUCCAUAAUUUAUUUUUGCCACCGAUCUGUGCUACAGUCUGAUAUUUUAUGUGGUGUCUGUCCCUGCUUUUAUUUAUACAUGAAAUAUAGAUGAAUUUCAUUUACUGCCCAUCUUGACCAGGAGUCCCCAGUGGAAGAUGUAUACAUCUCUCAAUUAGACCUGAUUUAAAUAAGGGCAUCACGGUCAUGGAGGUUCUUGGUUUGGCUGGAGUCUUGCUGCGUGGAGUUUGGAUGUUCUUAUGUCUGGAACUCAUCUCAAACUGGUUAAUUGGAGACUCUAGGUUGACAUUAUAAUGGUUUGUCUUUGUUUGCCCCAUGAUGGCCUGACGCCCUGUCCCUUAUAGGAUAAAGCCUUGUAGAUGAUGGACUUACAAAAACUUCUGAAAUUGCUCCGGUAGGUCGUCUCCGCUGGCAGCUACCACACGGUGGGAGGGGCUCUAAUGUAAUCCAAUGGGGCAACUACGACAAUUCACUAAAUCAGUUAUUCUGGAUCUUUGCUAAUGGGCUGACAACCUUACACGUGUUACCUAGCUUAGCUUAGCAUAAAGAUUGGGAACAGGGGAAAACAAGCGAUCAAAUCUUCUCAUUGAGUUCCACUGUCGGCCAAAUGAGCUUAAAUAAGCAUAAUUCUCAAAAAUGUUGCUCUAUAACUUUAGUAGUUUUUUGCUCAAUUCCACAGCGUAUCACUGUAAUUGGAAAAAACAAGAUAAAAACAUAUUUUGCCCUCAGUAAAAAAUACAAAAUAACCUCCCUGAAGUUUCUCUUUCUCAGCAGAACUUCUCUUUGAUAUGGAAAUAGCUUCUCCACCACACUUCUGCGAGGAUUGUUUACAUUAGCCUGUUCAGACUUUCCUCUUUCAUCGACUCGCUCCUCCGGUUUUGUUCCUACGUGUGUUAAUAAUUUAGACAAAUCCAAAACCUGAAUGGAAAUUCAACCUCGCUCACGGCUGUAUUUGUACAGAAACCUCAUCUCUGAACAAAAGUUUUAAUUUGUCUUUUCUUUCGUCUUCCUGCUGAGACUUGUUUACUCUGAGUGAAUGCUACUGACUGUGUAUUAUCGGCUUCCAGCUCUUAUCUGUGAUUAUGUGCAUGCUGAUGCUCCCCAACACUGUUAACCGCUCUGAUCUGAACUGAUCCAGUGCAUGGCCUCCAUUUGUUUCCACUAAGUUAUUCACAGAUUUAUGGAUUUCAUCAAAAUUCGCAUCGGGAUAAUAAUGACGAUGAUUAUAAUGAUCCCAUUGACUUGAAUUAUGUUCUAAAAUACUGGCUGUAUUACACUGGAAAGAGAAAAUUGUUGAAUCAAUAACAAAAAAUAACACUGUCAAUUGAUACCAUACAAAUUAAUUAAGUAUGUUAAAAUUAAGUUUAUAUUGACACAAUUAUCAAAAAUCAAAAUUCAUUUGUUUUUAUCUAUUUUUUUACUAUUUCCUUUUUUUUCAAUGUACAAACCUUUGUUUUUUGUAUUUUUUAUUGAAUAACAAUCUACAUUUUAAUCAGGAAAACUAAAUCAAAUCUUUAUUUGUUUGUUGUCUUUUUAAGUUGGUAAACAAUUUAAAUUCUCUAGUGUACUUCUUUAUAUUUAAAUAUGUGGGUUUUGGUCGGGAAACCUAAAUCAAACCUUAAAGGUUCAGUGUGUAGAAUUUAGUGACAUCUAGUGGUUCAGUUUCGUGUUGCAGCCCACCUCACCUCACCCUCCCCUUUCCAAACAUGAAAGAGAACCUGUGGCAGCCUUCAGUUGUCAUAAAAACUCAAAAGGUGAUUAGUUUGUCCAGUCUGGGCUACCGUAUAAAGUAUUAAUAUGUAAAAUGGCCCAUUCUAGUGUAAAGAAAACAACAAUUACUACAAUUUAGAUGAAACACGUUAGUUAAAACAUCACUAGGAUUAUUUUAUAUUCAAUUUCUACCAAUAGAUAAUUUUCACCUGAAUCUUACACACUGGACCUUUGCUCUACAUGUCAUUUGAGACCGGUCCUUUACUCUUUGUGACCACGAGCGUCGGCGAACACGACACCGACGCUCGUUCUCUUCUGAUGAUGACUCAGAGAAAGCUGCAGCGUGAAAAAACGCAGACAGAGGAUCCGUCUCUGAAAUAUUGAUGAGACGGUUUCUGCAGGGACGUGGGUCUGGUUGAGGUGUUUGUGCUUCUGUGUGCUUUAAAAAAAAAUGAAGAGCUGCUUCCUGUGAACACUGGCUUCGGAGUCUUGUGAAAUAGAAAUUGCCUUACGCCAAAUUCUGCCACCCUGCCUCUCCAAAGACUGUCAACCAUCACGUUCAACAGAGUGAGGAGAGCUCGCCUCAGAAUCCGACGCCAUGUCUUCCAGCUCAGUUUACACCGACGCUGCACCCAGGCCCUCUUUUCACUGACUUUCGAAAAUACCUCCGCAUUGUAACUGUCUUAGCGUUCAUUGUCUUUAACUGUAUUUGAAACAGAAUGGGACUGUUUACAAGGGUUCUGUUAAGGUAAAGCUUCGGCUGCAGUUGAGUCAUAUGUUUUUAUUUUCUGCUCGGCUUUUCUCUUUUUCUUCAGUCAGCUCCAAACUGUAGUGCCUGUUCACCUGCAUACGCAACAAUAAACAA
Molecule: messenger RNA, 4649 nt
Organism: Pleuronectes platessa (European plaice)
Lineage: Eukaryota; Metazoa; Chordata; Actinopteri; Pleuronectiformes; Pleuronectidae
Gene: pacsin1b
Product: protein kinase C and casein kinase substrate in neurons 1b
Exons: 10
Coding region: 163-1500 (445 amino acids)
Biological process (GO): regulation of endocytosis; cytoskeleton organization; plasma membrane tubulation
Cellular component (GO): plasma membrane; endosome; cytoplasm
Molecular function (GO): phospholipid binding; protein binding
Source: RefSeq, a predicted model, not a curated record